Messenger RNA from Pyricularia pennisetigena, 849 nucleotides. RefSeq lists its product as uncharacterized. The record is from RefSeq and is a predicted model, not a curated record. NCBI's taxonomy places the organism in Eukaryota, Fungi, Ascomycota, Sordariomycetes, Magnaporthales, Pyriculariaceae. The annotation marks the transcript as partial. The transcript has 4 exons.
UGUGGCCCCAGCACCGGCUUUCUGCUGUGUGGCGGGUCCCUCGGGAAGUGCUGCGUCGAGGCAGGCGUUGUGUUGGUUCACAAGAUAAAUCAUGCGCGCAUCCGGAAAAAGGCUUCGAGCCCCAAUGACCACUGUUAUUUAGCAGUGAGCACAACCGCCACCGUUAUAAAUACCCUGAGCCCAUAUCUGCCUGCGGUUCCCAGGCCUGUGACACUUUCUACCCGCCCACCUGUGGCGAUAAUAACUGCUGCAGAACUGGUCUGCACCGAUAAUUUGGAACUGCAUCCAAAAGCUUCAGAGGAUCCUUGUGGCUGGGUUCAUUGGGUCAGAGAACAGCGCCAGCAGUGUAAUGGGGAUUACGCCAUGUUCGACUCGUUCCAAGCUACACAACCGUCGGACACUGCAGACCUUGAACGUUUCGUUUGCUUUGCCCAAUUUGGAGGAAAUGUCGACAAAACCACUAAAAGAAAUCAAAUAAUUUUAUUUGGAGAUGGUGGCCGUUGUCCCCUAGUUACAAAUCAGUUUAAAACUAUUUCGAACAAACUGUGCUCGAGCUGCAACAAUACAUUAUUUUGGUUAAAAAGCAAAGCUUUCCUGCUUUUCAUGUCGUGUCUCGAAACAAUUGUUAAAAGUAUUAGCAAUGUGUGUGUGACGGAGCAGGAAGAGAUGCAGAAGCCCGUCCCGUUAACAGACUAUUUUUCGCUUAUCAGUAAAGGACGUGGUGAGGGACACUUAGAGGAUCCAUGUGGAGGUGCUGAAACGUUUGGAAAGGCUGGAACAGUGCUCAAAGCGCUUACGAGCCCUGUGAUCAAAGCACGUCAGGUUGAAAAGUACCGCAACUGCAUUUAG